Messenger RNA from Rhineura floridana, 1545 nucleotides. RefSeq names its product paired box protein Pax-8-like. NCBI's taxonomy places the organism in Eukaryota, Metazoa, Chordata, Lepidosauria, Squamata, Rhineuridae. Gene Ontology annotation, molecular function: DNA-binding transcription factor activity, RNA polymerase II-specific; RNA polymerase II cis-regulatory region sequence-specific DNA binding. The coding region runs from base 1 to 1545 and encodes 514 amino acids. The transcript is spliced from 12 exons. The record is from RefSeq and is a predicted model, not a curated record. Gene Ontology annotation, biological process: anatomical structure development; regulation of transcription by RNA polymerase II.
AUGUUGCAGGCGACUCGAGCGCGACCUCGGCAUUGGGAAAGAAUUCUCUCUGGGGCGAGCCGACCCGACGCGUCCUCGGUGCCACCAGCCCCUCUGAAAAGGAGACGGGUCCUCUGGAUCCGGAACGCCGCCUGUUUCCCCAGGACUCGGUGCUUCUGGUGUGCUCACCUCCGCUCGGGCCGUUCCACGUUCCCCAGGCGCGGGGCAGGACCCUGGAAGCCGGGGGUCCCCUUUAUCCCCCGCAGAAGCGCCGCGACGGUCCGCUUUAUUAUACGAGUGUUCGGCGCUUUUCUCUCUCGUGAGGCCCCUGAGCAGCUUAAAGCAAAAGCGAACGAGCGAACGGGUCGACGGGCUGCGGGUCUUCUGGUCAGUUCCUUCCUAGCAACUCUCCGGGCAAGCUUCGGGCAUGGAGGACUGAACCAGCUGGGUGGGGCCUUUGUGAAUGGCCGGCCCCUGCCAGAAGUGGUACGGCAACGCAUCGUGGACUUGGCACAUCAGGGUGUACGGCCCUGUGACAUCUCCCGACAACUGCGAGUCAGUCAUGGUUGUGUCAGCAAAAUCCUUGGCAGUAGGUACUACGAGACUGGCAGUAUACGGCCAGGUGUGAUUGGAGGCUCCAAGCCCAAAGUAGCAACACCCAAGGUAGUGGAGAAGAUUGGGGACUACAAGCGGCAGAAUCCCACCAUGUUUGCCUGGGAAAUUCGUGAUCGCCUGUUGGCAGAGGGUGUCUGUGACAACGACACUGUUCCCAGUGUUAGCUCCAUCAACAGGAUCAUUCGCACAAAAGUGCAGCAGCCAUUCAAUCUCCCAGUGGAUAACUGUGUGGUGUCUAAAACCCUGAGCCCUGGCCAUAACCUCAUCCCCAGUUCAGCUGUGACUCCGCCAGAGUCCCCCCAGUCAGACUCUCUGGGCUCCUCCACCUAUUCCAUCAACGGCCUUCUGGGGAUCGGUUCCCCCACCAGUGACAACAAGAGAAAAAUCAGUGACACAGGUGACCAAGAAAGCUUUCAGCUCAGCACAGACUCUCAAGGCAGCAACACCUCCAACAAACACCUACGUAGUGACACAUAUGGGCAGCACUUGCUGGAGAGCCCCUUUGAAAGACAGCACUUUCCAGAGGCCUAUGCCUCCCCCAGCCAUGCAAAGGGGGAACAGGCAGGUAUUUAUGCAUUGCCCCUGCUGAACAGUUCCAUGGACAAUGGCAAGACUCUGCUGACAUCUUCCAACACAUCGCUUAGCCGUAACCUGGCUGCCCACCAGACAUACUCUGCUGUGACAGGGUGUGAAGUGGUUGGCUCCACCCUUCCUGGCUACCCUCCCCACAUCCCAUCCAGUGGGCAGGGAAGCUACAGCUCUUCUGCAAUUGCUGGCAUGGUGGCAGCAGCAGGAAGCGAUUAUUCUGGGAAUGCCUACAGCCAUGCCCCUUACUCAAGCUAUGGAGAGCCUUGGCGCUUCCCCAGUUCUGGACUACUGAGUUCCUCAUAUUAUUACAGUUCAUCAUCACAGGGCCCUGUACCUCCCAAUGCCACCUAUGACCACCUGUAA